Messenger RNA from Amphiprion ocellaris (clown anemonefish), 833 nucleotides. RefSeq names its product granzyme B-like. Gene Ontology annotation, molecular function: serine-type endopeptidase activity. The record is from RefSeq and is a predicted model, not a curated record. The transcript is spliced from 5 exons. Gene Ontology annotation, biological process: proteolysis. Lineage: Eukaryota; Metazoa; Chordata; Actinopteri; Pomacentridae.
AAUAAAAGAUGGUAGGGGGGCUCUGAAAACUAAAGUGUUCAGCCUUGUACUUGAGUAGAACCAUGAUCCACAUGAUGUACUGCAUCGUAUACAUCUUUCUGCUGGUCUCCUUCACUGGGGCCACUGGCAGCCGUAUAGUAGGUGGUAAGGUUGCAAAGCCUCAUUCGAGACCCUACAUGGUGUCACUGCAGGUUAGAGGACACCAUUCAUGCGGUGGGAUACUUAUUCGGGAGGAUUUUGUUCUGACGGCAGCACACUGCGAACAACCACAAGAAAUGACAGUAGUACUUGGCGCACAUGACAUUACCAAGAAAGAGAAAAGUCAGCAGUGGAUCCAAGUAGCCAAGUACUACCAGCAUCCAAAAUACAAUGGAAAAUACGAUAAUGACAUUAUGUUACUUCAGUUAAAAAACAACGCCACACUGAAUAGGUAUGUGAAACCCAUUGGACUACCAAAGAAAAAUGGCAAAGUCCCGGCCAACAUUAACUGUGCUGUGGCUGGUUGGGGCUGGACUGGAGCUGACAGACAUACCUCAAAUGUUCUGAGGGAGACCACGGAGAAGAUUCAGUUCAAUGAUGAGUGCAAAAACAUCUGGAAAGAAUAUUUUGAUUCUAAGGAUAUGAUAUGCACCAAGUUUUUCAAAAAGAAGGGAGGGGUUUGCCAGGGAGACUCUGGCGGACCACUCAUCUGUAACAGCAAGCCUCAAGGUAUAACAGCUUUCACCCUGAGCACAGAUUGUAAUGAUCCAAAGUUUCCACAUGUCUUCACCAAAAUUGGCGUUUUUCUCCCCUGGAUUAAAGACAAGAUGCAAAAAUAGGGGAACGUUGCUUGA